Monoraphidium neglectum is the source of this 429-nucleotide messenger RNA. RefSeq lists its product as hypothetical. The transcript has 3 exons. Bases 1 to 429 code for a protein of 142 amino acids. The record is from RefSeq and is a predicted model, not a curated record. Lineage: Eukaryota; Viridiplantae; Chlorophyta; Chlorophyceae; Sphaeropleales; Selenastraceae. Gene Ontology annotation, cellular component: chloroplast.
AUGCAGGGCCGCUUGAACGAGACGGCACAGGACAUUGACCAGCAGUACGGCCUGCGCCGCAAGGUGCGCGCUGUUGUCGAGGACGUCAAGCGUUUGGCGCCUAUCUGGGCCCGCAGGACAAAGGAGUUUGGCGCCACCACGCAGGGCAAGGCAGCCUUCACGUUCCUUUUUGUGGGUUUGCUCCUGAGCGGCACCCUGUUCAAGCUGCUGAACCUCAUCUGGCUCGGCUGGUGGGUCAGCGUGCCGCUGUCCCUCUUCCUGGCGGAUCAGCAGAGGCGCAAGCAGCGCGAUGAGGCGCAGCAGCGGGCGAGCUGGGUGAAUAACGGCAGUGGCAGCGGCAAGCGGGGCAGCAGCAGCUGGGACCGGACGGGCCCGGUGGUGGAUGCGGAGUGGGUGUCCCUCGAUGAUGACGGGCGGCCUCGCAAAUGA